Durio zibethinus is the source of this 2790-nucleotide messenger RNA. Its product is annotated as ACT domain-containing protein ACR4-like. Lineage: Eukaryota; Viridiplantae; Streptophyta; Magnoliopsida; Malvales; Malvaceae. The record is from RefSeq and is a predicted model, not a curated record.
GGAAAACGAAAAGCCAAAGAAAAAAAGAAGAAAUAAAAGAAGGAGCGAGAGAGAGAGAGAGAGAGAGAGAAGCGGAGCGGGUACUUAUAGAAGUUACAGGUUUUUGGAGUAUCGUGUCGGGGUGUGUCUGAUUCAGAUUCAAGAAGAAUUAUUAUUAUUAUUAUUUGUCAAAAUUUUCUAAUAAUUUUUUUGUUACCCUAACGAGAGUGGGGUGAUUCAGGAGAGUCUUAAGGAUUCUUUCUUAGUAUAGAAAUAGAUUUCUGCAUUUGUUUUUCUUUACCAUCAUUCGAGAAAAGAAAAUCUUGAGAGAAUCAAAGAAAGAGAGCAACUUUGGUUAAUCCCAGAUCACAAAUUUCUCAAAAAAAAAAGCUAUAAUGGAGGAUGAAUAUGAGAAAUUCGUUAGAAGAAUGAACCCACCCAGGGUUGUCAUUGAUAAUGAAGCCUGCAAGAAUGCAACUGUGAUACAUGUUGAUAGUGCAAACAAACAUGGAAUCCUUCUUGAAGUUGUACAAAUCCUUACUGAUCUUAACCUUAUCGUUACUAAAGCCUACAUAUCUUCUGAUGGCAAUUGGUUCAUGGAUGUUUUUAAUGUUACCGAUCAAGAUGGAAACAAAAUCUUAGAUGAAGGGAUUCUAGAUUAUAUUACAAAGUCUCUUGGACCAGAAUCUUGCUUCUCAUCUUCAAUGAGAUCCGUUGGGUUGAAGCAAUCAAUGGAUCACACCGCAAUUGAGUUAACAGGAAGUGACAGACCAGGAUUAUUAUCUGAAGUGAGUGCUGUCCUUAGGCAUCUUAAAUGCAAUGUAGUGAAUGCUGAAGUGUGGACACAUAACACUCGUGCUGCAGCUGUGAUGCAAGUGACUGAUGAGGAAACAGGAACCGCGAUUACUGACCAAGAAAGGCUAUCUAGGAUAAAGUCACUUCUUUGCAUUGUACUUAAGGGAAGCAACAAAUCAAGUUUAGCCAAAACUGUAGUCUCUCAUUCAGCCACACAUACUGAGAGAAGGCUUCACCAGAUGAUGUUUGCUGAUAGGGAUUAUGAACGAACAGGUUAUGAUGUCAUGGAUGUCAGGCAAAGGCCUAAUGUGGAUGUUGUUAAUUGGUAUGAUAAGUACUAUUCAGCGGUUACCAUUAGGUGUAAAGAUAGACCAAAACUUCUCUUCGAUACGGUUUGCACCUUGACAGAUAUGGACUAUGUAGUGUUUCAUGCAAAAAUUGAUACCGAGGGGCCAGACUCUUAUCAGGAAUAUUACAUUCGGCAUAUAGAUGGAUCCCCUGUUAAAUCAGAAGCAGAGAGACAAAGAGUAACUCAGUGUCUUGAAGCAGCAAUUGAGAGAAGGGUAUCUGAGGGCUUGAAGCUAGAGCUUUGCACAACAGACAGAGUUGGGUUGCUAUCUGAUGUUACUCGCAUCUUCAGGGAGAAUAGCCUCACUGUCGCCCGAGCAGAAGUGACAACGAAAGCAGGCAAAGCCGUUAACACAUUCUAUGUUCGUGAUGCAUCAGGUUAUCCUGUUGACUCAAAGACCAUAGAAUUUAUCCGGCAAGUAAUUGGGCAGACUAUACUAAAAGUUAAAGGCAACCCUGAAGACUCAAAAUCAGUUUCUCAGGAAUCUCCAACAAGGUUCCUUUUUGGUGGUUUCUUCAAGUAAAGAUCUUUUGUCAAUUUCAGCUUGGUUAGGUCUUAUUCUUAAGGAAUAUAUUUACCUCCCCCCACAUGUAAAUCAAAACUCAUUCAGCUUAGAUUCUACUAUAGAUCGUGUUCAAUCUAGGAAUCAUUUAUCAGUUCUGGUAAAGGAAAGCCAUAGAUAGAAUUCGGAGGCCCUGUAAAUUUCCCACCUCACCCCUUUUAUCCAAUCUAAAGUUGGAUCCACAAAAGCAGAAAAUGAAACAUUGAGUUCCGAUUUUUGUACGUAACUAGUCUCUUUUCUUUCAAAUAGUCAGUCGAUCUUUAAUUUUAUCUGUAUUAAUGACAGGUUACAUUUUGACUAUAAUUUUGGACCCAUUUCAUAGAUUUGACCUAUUGCUUCUUUGCCAUAAAGACUAUCAAACCAUUUAAAUUAGAACUGUUUGAAGAAAAAUGAGGCCAGUGGAAUUUUCAAAUGAAUUUUUUAAUGGGUGGGUGACUACCUUCCUUGACUGAUCAUCCCACCAAGGACGCCAUUAGACGCGCAAAUAAGGAUGGCGGCUUUGGUGUUGCUAAUGAUCGUUUCAUGAGUUUCCAAGUUCUACCAAGAUUUUGAUGCGAAUCUUUAACAUCAUUCUCAGAUCAGGACAUCCAUUUUUAGAUAUGGGUUUAGCUUGUGGAAACAAUACCUCAGCUGCUUUUUUAUUUUAUUUUAUUAUCCUUGAAUCUUUUUCUCAUAUCUAGUUGUUAAUUUGAUUAAUUCUGCUUUGGUCCACUAAACUAUUUAGCAGCCAGCCAUAUUGGAAUUAGACCCAUCUUUAUUUGUUUGUUUAUUUGUCAAAAAAUUGAGUUCCUGUUGGAGUCUGUUUGCAUAGCCUAGUCAUUGAUUGAGUCUUUUCCGGAAUGGUUCAUCCGAUUACUUCUAGUCCAAUCGAAAGCGAUUUUGAUCAUUCUUUUUUGACCAAAUGCUGAGGAAAAUGUGAGUAUGAAAGCUUAAUGUAAAGCACACCAAUACCGCAACCUAAAGUGUGGAAAGAAAGAAAGUGAAGGGAAAAUGCUGUCUUCCUUUCCCGAAUUGUAUUUUUCCACACUCAAUAAUUCUCUUCUCCACCUGUAUGAUUCGCGAUACCAUUAUUGUCUGGCGUGCAACACGAUUGCAGGGUACUGCC